CACACACACACACACACACAAGUGCACGCUGUCUGGCUGAUUAGCUUGCGAGGGCUGUCUACAGCAUCCAGCGAGACGGCGCUACAGGAGGCAGCAGGGCUUUGCUACGGCGGAGGAAAGAAAGAGGAAGGAAAAAUAAGGGGAGCCUGAAGCUCUUGGAUUAGUUUCAACCUCAGACAUAAUUUAACCAGCCCAGAGAGACACCAUGGAGUGACUGGGAUACUGCGGGGGAAGCUACUGGGAGGAGGACUGUGUACUGUGUGUGUGUUGGGAUCAUCGCUGAGGCACAUACGAGGCAGAUGCAGCAGGAGGACGACUGGGCCCGGCCACUGGAUCCGGUGCGUUGUGGGGGAGGGGCACUUUGCAGAGUAGACGCAACGCAAGGAGACGAGGAGAGAGCCUGUUUUUCCCCACACCGAGAGCUCUGAUGUGAUUCUGUAGCCUGACCAACCAUCUGCUAGCUACAUUACAGGCCUGGCUCCCUAUUUCUCUAUCUCUGUCUCUCCUUCCUUCUCUUUCGCUCUCCAUUGCCGUUCGUCUCCCUCUCUCUCUGUCACUCUCUGUCCUCUUCCUCUGUCCCAUCGCUCAAUACUACGGUCAUCUUUCCCACCCUGUCGUCACCGUCUUUCCAUCCCUCCAGCCUUCUAAGCUCCUCUGUCCUCUUUUAUCUCCGUCUGUCUGUCUGUCUGUCUGUCUGUCUGUCUGUCUGUCUGUCUGUCUGUCUGUCUGUCUGUCUGUCUGUCUGUCUGUCUGUCUGUCUGUCUGUCUGUCUGUCUGUCUGUCUGUCUGUCUGUCUGUCUGUCUGUCUGUCUGUCUGACCUUCUAUCUUUCAUUACAACAUCUUGGCUUUUCUCCCUUUCCUCUCCUCCUCCAUUGCCUCUCUUUGCCCUUCAGACGGUCCCCCUCUCACUCUCCAUCUUCUCCCAUCCUAUCCUCCCCCUCUCCCCACUCUGCUGUUUGAUUUGGGUCAGUUCUGCUCACCAGCUGGGAUGAGAUGUAGUCUCUGGAGCUUGGGGAUCCAGGGGGCUCCUGGCCUGCCGUUUGCGGGGCACCCUCAUCUGUGGACCGUCCUCACACUGGGGCCCAUAUCUGGACGCACUGGGUGGGUGGCCUGCUUCCAGGAGAACUGAAUGUAGGGACGGACUGUGAGCACCAGUGGACCCUGUCCCUCUCCCCCUUCACCCCUCGCCCCCCCCAUCCUCGGCGGGGGGAAGCUGUCGCUCUGGAGUGUCCCGGCCUGGCCGGCUGCGGCCUACACGCUGCCCACACGCUGACGACGAAUCCCUCCUCAUGCUGCUGGGACACCUGCAGCGCCCCCACCCCCAGCCCGCUCCACUACCGGUCCUCCUGUCUGGGCAAGCGCCCCUCGCCCCCCGUCACCCUAAGCAUGGGUGUGGUAGAGGCCAUUGACCCCGCCUCGCCGUCCCCUUGCCCCUCGCCCGUGCCAGGCGGCUACCGGCUGCCCCACUCUUCCACCAGCUACAGCCAGCUGCAGGGGAGGGGAGGAGGGCCAGACCUGGAGCUGGACCUAGGUGCGGCUGCCGGUGGGGUUCUGGAAGGUUCUGGGACGGCAGCGGAGCGCAGGACACCUCUAGUAGACCUGUUCUGUGAGACCUGCUCGAGACCAUGGCUCAUUGGAUGGUGGGACCAGUUUAAGAGGAUGUUGAACCGGGAGCUAUCUCACCUGUCAGAGAUGAGUCGUUCAGGGAACCAGGUGUCUGAAUACAUCUCCACUACCUUCCUCGAUAAGCAGAAUGAGGUAGAGAUCCCGUCUCCGACCCUGCGGGAGCGGGAGCGGGACAAGCCCAUGUGUCAUAUCAGUGGAGUGAAGAAGCUGACACACAGCUCCAGCCUGUCCAUCAACACCACCAUGCCACGCUUCGGAGUCAAGACUGAACAGGAGGAUGCACUGGCCAGGGAGCUGGAUGACUUGAAUAAGUGGGGCCUUAAUAUCUUUCGUCUGGCUGAGUUCUCCAAUAAUAGGCCUCUCAGCUGUAUCAUGUUCGCCAUCUUCCAGGAGAGGGAUCUGUUGAAGACGUUUCGAAUCCCUGUCGACACCUUUGUGACCUAUGUUAUGACCCUGGAGGACCACUACCAUGCCAACGUGGCCUACCACAACAGCCUCCACGCCGCUGACGUCACACAGUCCACCCACGUCCUGCUGUCCACACCGGCUCUGGACGCUGUGUUCACUGAUCUGGAGAUCCUGGCUGCGUUAUUUGCUGCUGCCAUCCAUGAUGUGGAUCACCCUGGCGUGUCCAACCAGUUCCUCAUCAACACCAACUCGGAGCUGGCUCUGAUGUACAACGAUGAGUCAGUCCUGGAGAACCACCACCUGGCCGUGGGCUUCAAGCUGCUCCACGAGGACAACUGUGACAUCUUCCAGAACCUCAGCAAGAGGCAGAGACAGAGCCUGCGCAAGCUCGUUAUCGAUAUGGUGUUGGCGACGGAUAUGUCCAAGCACAUGAGUUUGCUGGCUGAUCUGAAGACCAUGGUGGAGACGAAGAAGGUGACCAGUUCAGGAGUACUCCUGCUCGACCAUUACACUGACCGCAUCCAGGUGCUGAGGAACAUGGUGCACUGUGCGGACCUAAGUAACCCCACCAAGCCCUUGGUCGUGUACAGAGAGUGGACUGAGCGCAUCAUGGAGGAGUUCUUUAGACAGGGGGACAAGGAGAGGGAGAGAGGCAUGGAGAUCAGCCCCAUGUGUGACAAACACACUGCUUCUGUGGAGAAGAGUCAGGUGGGCUUCAUCGACUACAUCGUGCACCCUCUGUGGGAGACGUGGGGGGACCUGGUGCACCCUGACGCCCAGGACAUCCUGGACACUCUUGAGGACAACAGGGACUGGUACCAGAGCACCAUCCCUCAGAGUCCCAUCUCCCCACCCCCAAUGCCCCUCGGCCCAGACAAGAGGCUCAACGCCUGCAUUGACAAGUUCCAGUUCAAGCUCACCUUGGAUGACGACACGGAGGGAGGACAGGAGGAGGAAGAGGAGGAGGAGGAGGAGGAGAGGAAAACCACCCCCAAUCACAUGGUGCUGGACUGCAGUCAGGGAGAGGAGGAAGACAAGAAAGAAGAGGAGGAAGGAGAGGACGUGGUGAAGGGUGAAAAGGAAGGAGACAUCAUCGAGGAGGAAGGGGAAGUAGGGAUGGAGGAGGAGGAGGAGGAGGAGAAGAGGGGAGUUCUUCAGCGAGCUCAGUCAGGGGUGGAGAUACACUCUGACACAAGCCCCGUGGAGGACGAGGAGGAGGAAGACUCCUCCUCACCAGCUGAUGACACAUGAGUUCCGCUCCUCUCUCCCUGGCCACACCCCACAUGCACACACCACGCCCCUGUUGUCCAUCCUUUAUUUCCGAUGGCCAAAACCCAAUAUCAAAUAAGACUACAUAGACAAUAGACCUUUAAAUCUAUUUUUCAAAAAGGGAACACAAAUAAUAUUGCUUAAAGAAAAGCUAUUUACACAGCAACUGUAGAUUUGGAGUGGGAGCUGGAGAAGUUUCUUCCAGCUGAUGCUUUGAGGAACUGCUAUGAGGACAAAGAGGAACAUAGAGAAUCGUUAAUAAUGGGCCAUUGAAGACAGUGUAGCACUGGAACUGAAACACACACACAUAAACGUACACAAACUCACAUCCACACAAACUCACCUCCACACAAACUCACCUCCACACAAACUCACCUCCACACAAACUCACCUCCACACAACUCACCUCCACACAA
Molecule: messenger RNA, 3720 nt
Organism: Salmo salar (Atlantic salmon)
Lineage: Eukaryota; Metazoa; Chordata; Actinopteri; Salmoniformes; Salmonidae
Product: 3',5'-cyclic-AMP phosphodiesterase 4C
Biological process (GO): signal transduction
Molecular function (GO): 3',5'-cyclic-nucleotide phosphodiesterase activity
Source: RefSeq, a predicted model, not a curated record